Molecule: messenger RNA, 1619 nt
Organism: Mus caroli (Ryukyu mouse)
Lineage: Eukaryota; Metazoa; Chordata; Mammalia; Rodentia; Muridae
Gene: Polr1e
Product: RNA polymerase I subunit E
Biological process (GO): DNA-templated transcription
Molecular function (GO): DNA binding
Source: RefSeq, a predicted model, not a curated record
UUCCGGUUUUUGGGUCCGCGUGUGAACCAGCGAGCUCAUGGCUACUCUGGAGUCUCCUGGGAUGGAUGACCAGGCUGGAGACACGGAGACAGAGGCGCUACAGAGUGCAAAGUGGCUGUACUGUGGAGAGCCCGACGACAGGCAGAAAGCUGUGCUGGUCCAGUUCUCCAAUGGGAAGCUGCAGAAUCCGGGCGACAUGCGCUUCACCUUGUACAACAGCACCGACUUAGUAAACCCCAGGCACAGGAGUCACCGGAUCGUGGCAGCUGAAACAGACAGGCUCUCCUAUGUCGGAAACAAUUUUGAGACUAGUGCCCUCAAAUGCAACACUCUUUGCAGACACUUUGUGGGAAUUCUGAAUAAGACCUCUGGCCAGAUGGAAGUCUACGAUGCCGAACUGUUCAACAUGCAGCCGCUGUUUGCUGACGAUGUUAUUGAGCGUGAGCCUCUGGAGAAUCAGAACAAGACUUUCAGGGACAAGUUGGAUUCUUGCAUUGAAGCCUUUGGAAGCACCAAGCAGAAGCGGUCCCUGAACUCCAGGAGGAUGAACAAAGUUGGCAGCGAGUCUCUGAAUCUCAGUGUGGCUAAAGCCGCAGAGAGUAUCAUUGAUACAAAGGGUGUGAAUGCUCUGGUCAGCGAUGCCAUGCAGGAUGACUUACAAGAUGACGCCCUCUACCUUCCUCCCUGCUACGCUGAUGCAGCCAAGCCCGAAGACGUGUAUAGAUUUGAAGACAUUCUGUCCCCGGCCGAGUAUGAUGCUCUUGAGAGCCCAUCCGAAGCCUUCAGAAAGGUCACAUCGGAAGACAUACUGAAGAUGAUUGAAGAAAACAGUCACUGCUCCUACGUCAUAGAAAUGCUGAAGUCUCUGCCCGCAGAUGAGGUCCACCGGAACCGGCAAGCCCGGAGCAUCUGGUUCCUAGAUGCCCUCAUCAGAUUCCGAGCUCAGAAAGUGAUAAAGGGGAAAAGAGCCUUAGGGACUGGAAUCCCGCACAUUAUCAACACCAAGCUGCUGAAACAGUUCACCUGCAUGACCUACAACAACGGCAGGUUACAGAACUUAAUUUCAAGUUCUGUGAAGGCCAAGAUCACUUCGUAUGUGAUCAUACUUGCCCUGCACAUAAAUAACUUCCAGGUUGACCUGACCGCGUUGCAGAGGGACUUGAAGCUGAGUGAGAAAAGGAUGAUUGAGAUAGCGAAAGCCCUGAGGCUGAAGAUCUCCAAACAAAAGGUGUCCCUGGCAGAUGGCAGGGAAGAGAGUCACAGACUGGGCACUCUGUCUGUCCCACUGCCUCCGGCCCAGAACUCUGAUCGACAGUCAAAGCGGAAGAAAAUGAACUAGAUGUUUUCCACAGCCACUUCUGUUCACUUCCAUUUUUAUUUUUAUUUUUAUUUUUAUUUUUAAAAAGAAAGUAGACUGGACCUUGUGGUACAAACCUAUAACCCAAAGUACUCAGGAGACUGAGGCAGGAGGAUUGUGAAUUCUGAGCCUCUCUGGGACUCCAUCAUGCUCCACCACACCCCUGAGGCCUUACUUUAGCAUGGUUAUCAUGCCAGAAGCCAGCAUUCCAGCUGUGCGUCUCUUAUGCAGAAAUUAAAGUGAUGGCCCAGGUUUGACUUCA